AAUUCUCGAAGUCCCUGGAUGGAGAGGUCUUCCUCUCCAUGCUCCUUUUUCAGGAACAGCCUGGCACCAAAGCCAGUGCAACAGGACCGCCUCUAAGGAGGCUGGUCCAUAUGUUGCUCUGAGCGUCGCUCCUGGACCGAGGAGAGCCAGCCAUGGCAGAGGAGGUAUGGGUGGGCACCUGGAGGCCACAUCGUCCCCGGGGGCCCAUCAUGGCCCUCUACAGCAGCCCUGGACCCAAGUACCUGAUUCCACCUACCACGGGUUUUGUGAAGCACACACCCACCAAGCUGCGAGCACCGGCCUACAGCUUCCGGGGGGCCCCCAUGCUCCUGGCAGAGAACUGCUCCCCUGGGCCACGCUACAGUGUGAACCCAAAGAUACUGAGGACUGGCCAGGACCUCGGCCCCGCCUACUCCAUCCUGGGGCGCUACCGCACCAAGACCAUACUGACGCCGGGCCCUGGCGACUACUUUCCAGAGAAAUCUACCAAGUAUGUGUUUGACUCGGCACCUAGCCACUCCAUUUCUGCCCGGACCAAGACUUUCCGAGUGGAUAGCACCCCAGGCCCUGCCGCCUACAUGCUGCCCAUGGUGAUGGGGCCCCACACUGUCGGCAAGGUUUCCCAGCCCUCCUUCUCCAUCAAGGGCCGCAGCAAGCUGGGCAGCUUUAGCGACGACCUGCACAAGACCCCAGGUCCUGCAGCCUACUGGCAGACCGACAUGCAGGUGACUAAGUUCAAGGCUCCACAGUACACCAUGGCUGCCCGGGUGGUGCCCCCAGGGGACAAGACCCUCAAGCCAGGACCAGGAGCCCACAGCCCUGAGAAGGUGACAGUGACCAAGCCCUGCGCCCCCAUCAUCACCUUCGGCAUCAAACAUUCCGACUACAUGACACCCCUGGUCGUGGACGUGGAAUAGCCCUAGCCCCCACUCCACCCAUCCCCUGCGCCUCUGCACAUCACGUUCCCACAACAGAUUCCCUGGACUGUGGGCCUGGGCCACCUCUACCAGCUGGGCUGCGGCUGGCCUACCCUACAGAGUAGAGCACGCUCGUUGGACAAUUGUGACCAGUUAUUUUUUCUAUGCUGCUUUCCUAUUUGCUAAUCCUGUUUCCUGCUGUCCCCAAAUAUUUAAUAAACCACAGA
This is a messenger RNA of Ceratotherium simum simum (southern white rhinoceros), 1144 nucleotides long. It is a transcript of the gene CIMAP1A, whose product is annotated as ciliary microtubule associated protein 1A. The record is from RefSeq and is a predicted model, not a curated record. Gene Ontology annotation, cellular component: outer dense fiber; cytoskeleton. NCBI's taxonomy places the organism in Eukaryota, Metazoa, Chordata, Mammalia, Perissodactyla, Rhinocerotidae.